This is a messenger RNA of Scophthalmus maximus (turbot), 992 nucleotides long. RefSeq names its product glutathione peroxidase 1a (gene gpx1a). Gene Ontology annotation, cellular component: mitochondrion; cytosol. Gene Ontology annotation, biological process: hydrogen peroxide catabolic process; glutathione metabolic process; response to selenium ion. NCBI's taxonomy places the organism in Eukaryota, Metazoa, Chordata, Actinopteri, Pleuronectiformes, Scophthalmidae. Gene Ontology annotation, molecular function: glutathione peroxidase activity. The transcript has 2 exons. The record is from RefSeq and is a predicted model, not a curated record.
CUUGUUGACAUUCGACCGCCUUAAAAAACAAUCGAAGUCGUUUUUUUCUGAAGUCUAACCUCUUCGUUGAAUCUAUCCGGAAUCCCGAAAGAAAAUGGCUGGGACUGUGAGAAGAUUCUAUGAGUUGACAGCAAAGCUGCUGUGUGGAGAGACCUUGAGUUUCGCUUCACUAAAGGGGAAAGUUGUUCUUAUUGAAAAUGUGGCGUCUCUAUGAGGAACAACAACCAGGGAUUACACCCAGAUGAACGAGCUCCACUCGCGUUAUUCUGCCAAGGGACUCGUUGUCCUGGGUGUCCCCUGCAAUCAAUUUGGACAUCAGGAGAACUGCAAGAACGAUGAAAUCCUCAAAUGUCUGAAGUAUGUCCGUCCAGGGAAUGGCUUUGAACCAAAGUUCCAGCUCCUUGAGAAGGUGGAUGUGAAUGGAAAGGAUGCACACUCCUUGUUUGUCUACCUGAAAAACAGCCUGCCAUUUCCCAGUGAUGAUGCAUUGGCUCUCAUGACUGAUCCAAAGUCCAUCAUCUGGAGUCCAGUGUGCAGGAACGAUGUUUCCUGGAACUUUGAGAAGUUCCUGAUCGGCCCUGAUGGAGAGCCCUUUAAGCGCUACAGCAGAAAUUUCCUUACCAUCGAUAUUGAGGCAGAUAUUCAAGAGCUACUCAAGAGGGUCAAGUAAAGAGUGCUACAAAACACUCCGUGAAGAAUAUCAGUAACGACCAGACUGGCCAAAAAGAUUUAUCAGUUGUCACAGUUAUGUUAUCAUUUUGUCCAUGUUCACAGUUACAGUGAGCUGCAGAACUAUUGAGAUAUGAGUAUUUCCAGUGCUGUACACUGAGGUUGUGAAGCCUGUUUACUUAAUGAAGACACUCCUUGAAGCCUUUUUUUGUGAGGGGAGUUUCUGAUGAACAUGUAAAAGACUGACUCGACCACUGUGUAUGACUCAUAUCACAAAUAUCUUUAUUUGGAGGGCUAUGAAUAAACAUUUCCUGACACAAGAA